AUGCAGUAUCUGUAUGAUGAUAUUAUACCGCCGUUUCGUUUUUUCACGAAGAUCGUCAUGCGGUGCGUGAACGAUGCUCUGGACGCGACAAAUAAACCACAUUACCAGGAGCAGGGCCUGGAGGAGGCGUCCUGUGGAAGCAGCAACAUCACUAAUGAUAACAGUGGACUUAGUUGUAAUACCACAAUCGACUCUCCACCUGUUAUUGCGAUUCCUGCCGGUGUUGUGUUGCGCAGCACGAUCAGCAGCCAGCCAUCCGAGUCCGCCAGUGUGAGGAGAAGCUCGGCGGGCCGGAAGGUGCUCACCGCCUUUUGUUUUGAGCAUAGCGUGAUUCUCUCCGGCUUUGCAGAUGGUCGUGUCACGAUNGGCGGGCCGGAAGGUGCUCACCGCCUUUUGUUUUGA
Molecule: messenger RNA, 402 nt
Organism: Trypanosoma grayi
Lineage: Eukaryota; Euglenozoa; Kinetoplastea; Trypanosomatida; Trypanosomatidae
Exons: 1
Coding region: 1-402 (133 amino acids)
Source: RefSeq, a predicted model, not a curated record